Hylaeus anthracinus is the source of this 1732-nucleotide messenger RNA. RefSeq names its product protein HEXIM1 (gene Hexim). Lineage: Eukaryota; Metazoa; Arthropoda; Insecta; Hymenoptera; Colletidae. The transcript has 2 exons. Gene Ontology annotation, molecular function: cyclin-dependent protein serine/threonine kinase inhibitor activity; 7SK snRNA binding. The record is from RefSeq and is a predicted model, not a curated record. The coding region runs from base 316 to 1566 and encodes 416 amino acids. Gene Ontology annotation, biological process: negative regulation of transcription by RNA polymerase II; negative regulation of cyclin-dependent protein serine/threonine kinase activity. Gene Ontology annotation, cellular component: nucleoplasm; cytoplasm; nucleus.
UGCAAGAGACGAGUCGCCAUAGUCUUUCGGGGAGCAACGGCAGUGGCCGAGGCAGAACGCGGAGUGCGGUGUGUGGCGGUGUGCUGAUGCGGUCGGCGUAGUGGGGAGGCUCGGUGGGGACAAAUACGUUGCCCCACCUUUCGGACCGUUCUCCCCCCCCACUUCCCCUAAAACGUUAGCACGUCGCGCUUCGCUAUCGCACGGAAUCACGGACAAAUCAAACAUGGCGAUUCAGUCGCUGUUUGCGGUGAAGGCGUACGGUUUGUAGAACGGGAGCGCCGAGUAUUGCUGGAUGAGGCAGUGUUUUUAACGGUAAUGUGUGCUUGUACCACCGCGAAUCGUCGAAUUUUAGUCAAUAUUACGAAUAUGGAGGAUCAUAAUGUCAAGAUAACGACAGAGAAAGUGUCGGGCGGCAUUGAUGAAGUACGUGACGUGAAGGGCGUAAAAGCGGAGCCGACGCCUGCGGCGUCAUCGUUGCCAGCUACGGAACAAGUAUCGCACUCUACUGGUGAAUAUAUCAAGGAGGGCGACCAUGUUAAUGGGAAAACUUGCGUUAAAUCGUUGGUAAAAAAAGCGGGAAAAUUUGAAAGUGGAAGUGGUAGUGGCGAUCAAGAAGGGUGCCAGUACGAGGAUGGAAUUGAUAUCGCGGCAAAGAAAAGAAAGACGCGUAGAGGUAAACCUAAGCAUAGAAAAUUAAAACCGUAUUCAAAACAGCAAUUGUCUUAUCAACAACAGCUGAGAUAUAGAUCUAGAGGUCGACUAGCAAAAACUGGUAGACAACCUCCAGCACCAUAUAACACUACACAGUUUCUUAUGGAUGAUCACAGCGAUCUUCCAGAUCUUGACCAAAAACUUUCAGAAGCCGCGUCGUCGGAAAUUCCGGCUACGUUUCAAAAACCGAUAGCUCCGUCUCGUACGCGAGACUCUAGUUUCAGCGUCGACUCCGACGAAGAUUAUUUUUAUUCGUCUCCAGAGGAUGAGGAAGAAUUCUUGACAAAGGAAUUUUCAACAGCUUACGAAGAUCUUCACGCGGAGCGGUUAAGCACAUUAAGUAAAUCAGAAUUGAUACAGGAAUAUCUACAAUUAGAGGCCAAAGUAGAUUUAUUGACGAAACGAUUACGCGGUAAAAAUUUUCACCAGAUGGAAGAGCGAGAUUUAGAAAGCAGAUGUAGUAGUACGGAUUCAGAAUCGGCGAAAAAGUUAAAAAUAUGUCAACAGCGAAUUGACGAUUUAAUGCAACAAAAUGAACAACUAAAGCGAGAAAACGAAUCGUUGAGGGCUCAAAGACAUGGCAGUGUAGUUUCAAGUGUUGAUAGCGAAAGCGACAGUGAUAGUACAAGUAAUGGAAAUAGGAGCAGAUGUAGUUGUCCUCUUUCGAAUCCAGACCAUGUGGGAUAUACUAGACACGAAAGUAGUCAAAGAAGAGACAGUUCGGUGUCUAGUACUGAUAGUAAAAGUAAUAGUUGUAAUACAAGCUCGAGUGAGAGUUCUAAAGAAUCCGUGACACCGGUUAAUCUCUCAAAUGGUCAUUUAACUAUUCAAGAAAUUAAUGGCCUUCCCACAUAAAUUAUAAAGAGCUGUUUUUAUAUUAAAAGUCUAUUCAAUGUUUGAAGAAUCAACAUACGAGUCAAAUUAAAUGUCAUUGGUCCUUCAUAUUUGAUUUAAGCCUAAUGAUCUAAUGAGAAGACUGGUGUGAAUCAAUUUGGUUGCAUUUAAGCAACAAAAGAUCCUC